Molecule: messenger RNA, 1790 nt
Organism: Sebastes umbrosus (honeycomb rockfish)
Lineage: Eukaryota; Metazoa; Chordata; Actinopteri; Perciformes; Sebastidae
Gene: rad1
Product: RAD1 homolog (S. pombe)
Exons: 7
Coding region: 144-989 (281 amino acids)
Biological process (GO): DNA damage checkpoint signaling; DNA repair
Cellular component (GO): checkpoint clamp complex; nucleus
Molecular function (GO): 3'-5' exonuclease activity
Source: RefSeq, a predicted model, not a curated record
GCCGGCUCAAAGAGCCAACUCGUUCGUGACGACACAUCACUACUUCCGUAGAGGAAGAAAAAGAAGCGGAAGUUGUUAAAUAUCGGGGCGCCUUUCUUCAAAACAAAACCACAUGAGUUACUGAAUUACAUCUUUUGUCAACAAUGCCUCUUUCAACCCAGUCGCAAGGAGACGAUGAACAGUACGUUUUAGUGGCCAGUUUGGAUAACGCUCGCAAUCUGUCCAACAUACUGAAAGCAAUCACAUUCAAAGACCAUGCCAUCUUCAGCGCCACACCCAAUGGCCUGAAGGUCACUGUGGAGGACUCCAAAUGUCUGCAAGCCAAUGCCUUCAUCCAGGCUGAGAUCUUCCAAGAGUUCACCAUAAGGGAAGAUUCGGUGGGUUUCCAGGUCAACCUCACAGUUCUGCUGGACUGCCUCAAUAUCUUUGGGGGAAGCACAGCACCCGGAGUAUCGACAGCCUUGCGGAUGUGCUACAGGGGGUAUGGUUACCCUCUGACCUUGUUCCUGGAGGAGGGUGGGGUAGUGACCGUGUGCAAGAUCAACACCCAAGAACCAGAAGAGCCAGUUGACUUUGAGUUCUGCAGCACUAACGUCACAAACAAGGUGAUCCUGCAGUCAGAGAGUCUGAAGGAAGCCUUCUCUGAGCUGGACAUGACCAGUGAGGUGCUACAGAUCACCAUGUCCCCCAGCCAGCCAUACUUUAGGUUGUCUACAUUUGGGAACUCUGGAAGCGCCCAUUAUGAUUAUCCCAAAGACUCCGAUAUGAUGGAGCUGUUCAAAUGCGACAAGACACAAACCAACAGGUACAAGAUGUCCCUGCUGAAGCCGUCCACCAAGGCCCUGGCUUUGUCCUGUAAAGUCUCAGUGAGGACAGACAGCCGGGGCUUCCUCUCUCUGCAGUACCUGGUCAGGAACGACGACGGACAGAUCUGCUUCGUAGAAUAUUACUGUUGUCCUGACGAGGAGGUGGAGGAGGAGGAGGAGUGAUUACAGUCUUGUUGAAAUCCCCCCUUUAAAAAAGCACCAUGAGCAGUCGCUUUGAAUGAGAGGGCAAAGUCUGCCAGAGGAGGCAGUACAGCCGGUUUCGGUGCACGCAGGAAAUAAAUGCUGGACUUAAUGGGCAUAAUGGAUAACGGACACAGUGGGAAAGGUUGCUUUAGUUUAACUAAAUCACCUGGUUCAUCAUUUGCCAACAGAGUGGAGCAUUGUCACUGGGUUUGUGGAAAGAUAAUGUCACCUAUCUGGUCCUGUGAGGUACCUGUGUGUAGUUAAGACCGACUGUGUGAUAACGACUACAUUUCAUAGACAGUUUUGGAAAAUGAUUGUAUGUACAGUUUCUGUAUAUUGUGUUGUUCGUUACUAUGGAGACACAGGUAUUUUGAGUCAGAAAUCCCUCAACAUGUAAAUAUUACCUGUAACUUCAUGAGUCUACAUGUCUGCGUACAAUAUUUGACAUCUGUCUGGAGCUUCUUUGGCCUUUUUCCCCUUUGACUCAUGCAGUGAGCUGGUUGAUGGCCCAUAAAAUAUUGAAGACAUGGCACAUGGAUGCAUUUUCCUCAAGGUGUCAAGUGUAGUCAGUGUACAGCGGGUGUGUUCUCCGCAGACUUUCGAUUUCUCUGCACAUACAUUGCCAGAAUUGACCGUCAUGUUGAAUGUGUGUGCAGACUCCUUUGACAACCAUUUGUUUUGAGUAUACAUUAAAUGACAGAUAGAAAGUUUAAAUCGUUUUAUUUUCAUGACAUAGAAAACAACUGUAGUCACUCAAAAUCAAUAAACAAGUUAUUUUUA